This is a messenger RNA of Rubroshorea leprosula, 2322 nucleotides long. The record is from the annotation of a GenBank genome assembly. Lineage: Eukaryota; Viridiplantae; Streptophyta; Magnoliopsida; Malvales; Dipterocarpaceae.
CUAUUAUAAUUAAUAUUAUAAAUACUUUUUAUAGUUUGACAGAUUUAAAAUGGCAAUACGCGGUGACUCAAGCACUACUGCGAUUGUUCCUUUUCUUCUUACGAAAGAUAACUAUGAAGAUUGGAGAAUUUACAUGAAAAACUAUCUAUUGGCUCAAGAUCUUUGGGGCAUUAUUGAAUCUGGGAAUGAUGUUGGUUUGCUUUCUUCUUCAACUGAUGUGGGAAAUUUGAGGAAAAAGAAUGCAGCAGCUCUACAUGCAAUUCAUACUACAUCUUCACCAGAUAUUUUUGCUCAAAUAAAAAAGUUUGAGUCGGCCAAAGAUGCUUGGAACAAAUUAGCCCAAAUGCAUCAACAGAGGUCGGAUGAAGGAAAAAAAGUUGAAAUAAUUGAAAUGACUCAUUUUGAGGGAUCAAAUAGAGAGGAAGAAGAUGGGAUGACUGAAGAUUCUCGUUGUGUAGAACUGAAAAAGAGCAUUUGCAACGGAGAUUGGAAUGCUGUAAAGCAGUUUUUCGUUUUUGAUAAACAUCCACUAGAUACAAGAAUAGUGUCAGACAGAGGCUACACUGCUCUUUAUGUUGCAAUAGAUGCCGGGCAAGAUAAGAUUGCUGAGGAAUUGGUAAAGAUGAUGUCAGAAACAGAUCUGGAAGUAAAGAGUGCAAGUAACGCUGGCAGUCGCACCGCUCUCAACGCUGUUGCAAUAACGGGAAGAACACACCUGGCAAAAUGCAUAGUCCAAAAGAACGACAAAUUACUUACAAUUCGAAAUGAUAGUGGCAGAAUCCCAGUAACCAGCGCAUGUUCCAUGGGGCACAAGGAGAUGACAUACUACCUUUAUUCUGUCACCCCACCCGAAGUAUUUCAACCACAAGUUGGCAAUCAUGGAUUCGAUCUCAUGCGGUGGGGUAUGGAUAACAAAAUGUUAGGGUUAAAGGUAAAAUUACCUACGACUUCGUCUGGUGAAGUUCGAAUUCCCAUUACCGACGAUCAAGACCACAAAGAAAAGAACAUCGAAAUACAAGGAGUCAAACAAAUUUAUAAUUUGAAGUUGACGAAUCUUUACGCCCUUGAGAUUCUUCGCUGUAUGUGUAACCAUGUUUCAACAUUCAAAGACCAACAUCUUUUGGAUUGUGGAGUGGUUAAGGCAAUGUUUGAAGCUACCCAGCAGGGCAUGGUUCAAUUCGUCAUUGAGCUAUUGAAAGUCACUCACCCAUUCAUUUACCAUGAUAGAGUUGGAAGAAACGUUUUCAUGGUUGCAAUCCAAUACCGUCGAGCAAACAUUUUCAACCUCCUACCUGGGAUUCAUGAGGCCUGGAAAGCCCGAAUUCUUAAUCGGGUAGAUAACUAUGGAAACAGUAUGUUACAUGUGGCAGGAGAGAUAGCUCCUGAUUUUCGACUGGCUCGAAUCUCUAGUUCAGCAUUACAGAUGCAACGUGAAUUACAAUGGUUCAAGGAGGUGGAAAGAACUGUUCCAGAAUGGUGCAAAGAAUUUAAAAAUAUCUAUGGUGAAACCCCUUAUGAAAUAUUUUCAAAGAGCCACAAGGGAUUAGUGAAAGAGGGAGAAAAAUGGAUGAAGGACACAGCAAGUUCUUUUAUUAUUGUCGGUACUCUCAUUGUGACGAUCUUGUUUGCUGCAGCUUUCACUCUUCCAGGCGGCAACGAUGACAGAACCGGAUUUCCCAUUUUUUUACCGAGAAGAGCAUUUAUGAUAUUUAUAAUGUCUGAUGCAGUUUCCUUCUUCGCUGCAUCAGCUUCAGUCUUAAUGUUUCUGGGAAUCCUAACAUCGCGCUUCGCUGAAGAGGAUUUUCUUAAGUCCUUACCCAGGAAGUUGAUCAUCGGCCUCUCCACUCUUUUUAUUUCUAUUGCAGCAAUGACGGUUAGCUUUUCUGCUGCUCUUUCGAUUAUACUUCAAGAUCGAUGGUGGGCAAUCAUUCCCAUAAUUAUGAUGGCUAGCAUUCCAGUUGCACUUUUUGUAUGCUUGCAGUUUCCCCUCCUCGUUGAAAUUUUUGUUUCGACAUAUGCUCCACAAAUUUUUAACAGAAAAAUGAAGCCUUGGCUAUAGAGGAGAGCAAGUUAAUUGAUGUUUUUGGAACGUAAGUGAGCAGUUUCCCCUCCAAGUUGAAAUUCUUUAGCUUGUUCUUUGGUUAUGUUUGUUGGAACUCCUAAUUUCCCUGUUUAUUUGGUUGGAUAUAUAAUCAGAUUUCUUGCUUUAAUUAUGAGACCGUGGUCUAUGUAUCUUCCCUAUGUAAAAACAAUAUUAGACAUGUUUGGUUAUAUUUUCAGAUUUCCUGCUUUCUUCCUAGUAUAUAAAUGAUUAAUGUCUUG